ACCAAUCCCCAUUUUGGCCAUAUGCUUGCGUGGACUGGAGUCACUGGACUGAGGUUGGGAGCAGAGCAGUGUGUGUCCGCAACAAUGGGUACCGCCGGAGCUUUCUACUCCGUUCCGUUGAACCACCAAUUCCACCGGCGGCCACUUCUUUUUGGCCAUUUACAUCAAACUCCCUUUCUCCUCCCUAUCACUUGGCCACUCAUCACUUCCUCUCGGCACAAAAUUAUCAAAUUAUAUUUCCGUCGAAGCUCCGGCUCAAGGCUCCUCGUGAAUCCUCCCCGUGCCUUAUUUUCAAGUCAACAUCAAGGAGGGAGCGGCAGCAGUGAAGUUGAUCCGGAUCUUCGGUCCGUGCUUGAACUCGCGACUGAUUCUGAACUCUAUGAACUUCAAAGAAUAUUAUUUGGUCCUAGUUACUUCAGUCCAUUGUUGAAGUCAGUAACAAAGAGAGAUGAAAUUGAUGACAUUAUGAUUGGAGAAGACCUGGAAGAGAGGGAAGAAUUUUUGUCGAUGCUUGAAUCGAGAUUUUUAUACCUUGCAGCUGAUGCUCGCUCCACAUUGAGGGGUAGGAGACCAUCAUAUAGAGAGGUAUUGCUUGGUGUCAGGGAAAAAUUAAGUAUAAGGUGUUCGGCCAAAUUGUCGACAGAGGACCUGGAAGCAGAGAUUUUUCUUUAUAUGCUGCAGGAGUACUCAAGUUCAAAAGAGAGCUUGGAUGAUUCUGAUGGGCAUGGUAGUCUAGAGUUUGGACUUAAUAAGUGGAAGGUACAAGCUGUUGCCGCAAUAAAAGCUGGGGCGGAAGGAGCCCGUUCAAUAAUAUUAAAGGGUGGCGGGGUGCUAACAUUGGGGAGGAUAUACAGCGGGUUAGCCAGGAGAUUUUCUGGAAAGAUGCUAUUGGAGGCUGCCAACUAUCAGAUAAGUAGGGAAGUCCUUAAAAAGGGUGGAGAAGUGGCGGCUCUUAGCCUGGAGUCCAGAUUGGCCAUGCUGGCUGCAAAAAAGGGCUUAGCAGGUGCUGCCUCCCGUUACUUUGGUCUAAGGAGCAUGAUGACAUUUCUUGGUCCAAUUCUGUGGGGAACACUUCUAGCAGAUGUUGUCAUUCAGAUGCUUGGAACUGAUUAUGCUAGAAUUGUCCGAGCAAUUUAUGCGUUCGCCCAGAUCCGAAUCACCCGCACAUACAAAACAUCUGAUGUUCAGUAAAAAAGCUUACUCAGAGUCAGAGAUUGAACUCUAAAGCUUGCGGCAUGUGGCACACUGGGAUAUUAAUAGGGUAUUUGGCUUGAAGGUGGUUCUCUACUUGUGCAUAUUAGCUACUGGAGAGAAUGUUCCCUGCAGUGCUCAGAAGGGCUUGUCAUUGUAC
This is a messenger RNA of Nicotiana tabacum (common tobacco), 1351 nucleotides long. RefSeq lists its product as uncharacterized. Lineage: Eukaryota; Viridiplantae; Streptophyta; Magnoliopsida; Solanales; Solanaceae. The record is from RefSeq and is a predicted model, not a curated record.